Messenger RNA from Mesocricetus auratus (golden hamster), 6351 nucleotides. It is a transcript of the gene Bach1, whose product is annotated as BTB domain and CNC homolog 1. Bases 748 to 2979 code for a protein of 743 amino acids. The record is from RefSeq and is a predicted model, not a curated record. Gene Ontology annotation, biological process: regulation of transcription by RNA polymerase II. Lineage: Eukaryota; Metazoa; Chordata; Mammalia; Rodentia; Cricetidae. The transcript is spliced from 6 exons. Gene Ontology annotation, molecular function: protein binding; RNA polymerase II cis-regulatory region sequence-specific DNA binding; DNA-binding transcription factor activity, RNA polymerase II-specific.
CCCUCCUUUGGAAGGCAGGCAGUUCAGACAGACGGAAAGGAUGGACAGCCGAGCUCUGUUAGUGGCCGAGCUUUGGAGCGCUCCUCCGCACGUUCGGAGAAAUGGGAAGAGCUAUGGGUUGGCCUAUUCUUCCUGCUCCUGCGGCGGUGGUGCAAGCUCGGGGCUGGGCUUGAAGGCGCUUGCCACUUCUGGCUUUGGACAUCGUAAGGUAGUGUAGGGGGGUUGGUGGUGGUGGAAAAGGCUCCUGGUGAUUCAUCUUGGAGUUGGGUGGCUUUGGAGGAGUGAUCGCCCCUUGUAUUGUUGCUUAACCGGCGGAUCUGUCAAGUGGCUUCCCUUUGUUCGCUACGUUGGUUGGUUAACAAGGUAGGGUGACUCUUUAAAAAAAGAGUUUGUGUUGCUGAGUCAUUCACCCCAGUCUGAGGGGUAAUUAGGAACAGCUGGUGCAGAUACGCGCAUCACAUGCCUCCACUAUAAAAGGUUGAGAGCGGCACUCACCAGGGCUUGCUCCAGGAGGCGGGCCCAGCUGCGGGCCGUGUGUUUUGAUACAGAGCUCGGAGAGCCGUUUGCAGUUGUGCUUGUCCCCUUCCAUCCUACGGGUUCUGGGGCUCCUACUCAGGUCAUUUAGCCUGUACCCGCUCAACCAUUGUGUGGACCCCAAGAAUGAGGAUGAAUUCUUUAUUAUUGACGGUCGGUGACAGUUAGAAGCAUGCUUCCCAGUGCUCUCCCUGACCCCGUUUGCCACCCAGGAUGUCUGUGAGUGAGAGCGCAGUGUUUGCCUAUGAGUCUUCCGUGCACAGCACCAACGUCUUGCUCAGCCUCAAUGACCAGCGGAAGAAGGAUGUGCUGUGCGAUGUCACUGUCGUGGUGGAGGGCCAGCGCUUCCGAGCCCACCGCUCGGUGCUGGCUGCAUGCAGCAGCUACUUCCACUCGAGAAUCGUAGGCCAGACGGAUGCCGAGCUCACCAUCACACUGCCUGAAGAGGUGACAGUUAAGGGAUUUGAACCUUUAAUUCAGUUUGCCUACACUGCCAAACUCAUUUUAAGUAAAGACAAUGUUGACGAAGUUUGCAAGUGUGUGGAGUUUCUAAUCGUGCACAAUAUCGAGGAAUCCUGCUUUCAGUUUCUCAAGUUUAAGUUUUUGGACUCCACUGCAGAGCAGCAAGAAUGUGCCAGAAAAAAAUGCCUCUCCUCACACUGUCAGAAAGCAGACUUUAAAAUUUCACUCUCCGACCAGAAAGAGCUAGAAAUCGAUGACGCAGAGGAGUUCUUGGAAAAGAAACACGUCCAGACUCCUCAGUGUGACCCCCAGAGGUGUCAGCGCGACGUGAAAGCUUCACCCUCUCUCCAAGACAGCGCCAGUCAGACGUGCCAGUCCAUGUGCUUGGAAAGGGAUGGCGCCCUGGCGUUGCCAUCUUUAUGCCCCAAAUACAGAAAAUUCCAGAAAGCGUUUGGAACUGACAAGAUCCGCACCCUAGAAUCCGGCCUCAAAGAUGUCCCUGCUGCUUUUGUCCAACCCAUCGAGACAUCUGACCUGGAGUGUCUAGGGGGCGCGCAGGGCUGUGCCGACCUACAGGUGGUUUUAAAAUGUGAAGACGCGAAGCCAGCCAUGGAGAGCGAGGAGGCAAAGCGCAGAGACCCCGCUUCUCGGUGCCCGGCCGCGCAGACCCCAGUGGCUCCUUUCGCUCACAAUUCCGCCGACGCCCACGGGCUCUAUUCCCUGCCAGUCUUACACACAUACGACCAGUCUGGUGACCCGGGCUUUGCUGGGGUGCAGAGCAAAACGGUGAAAACAGAAAAGUCUCUGCCAGGUGCGGAUGCCCAGGGAGAGAAGCCGUUCGGUGAGAGUCCAGAUUUAUACCUGAAAUCUGACCCGGGCCCCAAAGAAGACAGCAACAGCCUCGCAUCCAGCGACCGGAGUAGCGUGGAGAGGGAGGUGGCAGAGCACUUGGCCAAGGGCUUCUGGAGUGACAUUUGCAGCACGGACUCUGCCUGCCAGAUGCAGUUGUCACCCGCUGCGGCCAGAGAGGGCUCAGAACAGGCCCACUCGCAGAGGCGCUCCGAGUGCCCCUGGCUGGGUAUCAGGAUCAGCGAGAGCCCGGAGCCCGGCCAGCGGACUUUCACAACCCUCAGCUCCGUCAACUGCCCUUUCAUCAGCACUCUGAGUUCCGAAGGCUGCUCGGGCAACCUGGAAAUCGGAAGCUACGACUACGUGACAGAGCCUCCGCAGGAGCCUUGUCCCUACGCUUGCGUGAUUAGCCUGGGUGACGACUCCGAGACGGACACAGAAGGGGACAGUGAGUCCUGUUCGGCCAGGGAGCAGGAGUGUGAGGUAAAACUGCCAUUCAAUGCUCAACGAAUAAUCUCGCUCUCAAGGAAUGAUUUCCAAUCCCUGCUGAAGAUGCACAAACUGACCCCAGAGCAGCUGGACUGUAUCCAUGACAUCCGCAGAAGGAGCAAGAACAGAAUUGCUGCGCAGCGCUGUCGCAAGAGGAAACUUGACUGUAUUCAGAACCUUGAGUCAGAAAUCGAGAAGCUGCAAAGUGAAAAGGAGAGCCUGCUGAAGGAGCGAGAUCACAUUUUGUCAACGCUGGGUGAAACGAAGCAGAACCUCACCGGGCUUUGCCAGCAAGUGUGCAAGGAAGCCGCCCUGAGUCAGGAGCAGAUUCAGAUCCUCGCCAAGUACUCGGCCUCCGACUGCCCGCUUUCUUUCUUAGUUUCUGAGAAAGGAAAAAGUACUCCUGGUGGCGACCUUGCCUUUCCUUCAGUCUUCAGGGUGUCUGAGGCGCCUCCAGCGGCACCACCUCCCUGUGGGCCAGGGAGCAGCAAGGCAGGCCAGGAGCCAGUGCAAGUGUCCCAGACGAGGGUGCCAACCUCCGCAGCCACCCUGGAGCAGGCCGCGCUGCUGGAACCCUGUCGGCAGAGUGGCGGGAUCUCAGACUUCUGUCAGCAGAUGACUGACAAGUGUACUACUGACGAGUAAACCGCACGAGCGCCCUUCAGCCGUGAUUUCCUCCUGGAGCUUUGGCAUUGUCCCAAGAGCCGCAUGUGGCCCUGUCUACGUGUUCAGUGGCCCUGUCUCCCCCUGGUAGCUUUCUGUUGAGGGAAUUCCUCUUUUAAGAACCCUGAGUUCUCCUUGGUUUUCACAGGAGAAAUGGCAUGAUUUACCUCUUGGAUGCUGAAAAAUCACAUGUGAAAAUAUAGGGUGAUAAUAUCCCAGUAUUCAAAAUAACUACGGCAGUGGAAAGUGUAGUGUAGUCCCUUUCAGCAGCUCGAGGCAUCUGCACACGGUCCUCCUGGCCUGUGGAAGCUUGAUAAUCUAUCUUUUGGCAUUAUACUGAUGAAAAAGAGAAGUUCUCCCCAAGCAGUGUGGUGGUGAUCUACCCAGAAGGGGGGCAUCAGCACUGGGGGUGUUUGUGUAGAACUGCCAUGUGGAAAAGAAAUCAUCUUUGAACUCUAACGUUCCACUCCUCGGCUCCUACCAAAGCCCAUCGUGGCGGGACCCGGUGACCCCGAGGCUACCCUGGCAGGACAAAGUGAAGGCUGCACAAACAGUAGAAAUGCCAUUUCCCCGCUCUCCCUUCGUUUCCCAGUGCAGUUUCUGCCAUGUCUAGGCCAGUUAGGAACUUUCUGUUCCCUUCUUGUCCCUUGGAGGAAGAAAUGGGAGUCAGGCCGAAUGGCCUGAGUGUGCACAAGCUGGCCAGAGCCAUCGCUGCCUCAGAUGUGGAGAGCUUCACCCUGCGAGAGGCUUGCUCGUCUCGUCACAGGUCACCAAUGCCCAAGAGGGCAUUGGGAUCGGGUGCGGGCAAUGUCCACAUUGACCACGAGCGCAGCUCACUGGCACCCUAGUGAAGAGUGUGCUCUGUAAAAAGCCUGGUUGGAGCACCCACGGCUCCUCAGCUCUGCUGACAUUAGAAACCAUGAAAUUCGGUCUCAGUCCAGUAUGGGUUUGCACUUGAGAAGCAGGUUGAAUCCUGUAGUCCCCCUCCCCCCUUUGGUAUGGUGUGAAGGCACACACAUCGCUUUGACUUGGACAUUGAGACGUCAGCCUUGUGCUUAUUUAAUGUUGGUAGAAAAUGAAUUUAUAAUAAUUCAUCUGAGCGUCUACCCCAUAAGAUUUUUGCAGUGAUUCUUAACCUGUUCUGGAAUCUCGCACUGCAGACCUCUGCAGUAUAUGUGGGUUCAGUGUCCCUACUGAAGGAAUGUGAAACGCCUUAAAGCUGGCAGCGCUCUGGUGCAGCUGAUACAGAUGUGGGAUGUCCCAAUCCUGAUCUCCUGAGGCAGGUCACAGUCAAAGCAGGGUCUUCAACAUCUUCUGAGAGCUUUAAGCUCUGCGUGUAAGGUACAUAGGAACGUCACCGAGACUUGGGGGGAGGGUCUCAUUGUCAAGCUGUCUCACAGCUGUCUGUAGAAGUGGAUAUUUGAAGUGUGAAGCACCUCUGCCCACCCCCAUAAGGGAGUCUCUCAGGAUACUCCCAGAAGCACUUGUAGAGUCCUGUUUAAAGGAACGAGGGACAGUCCAUAGGACGUCGUCUCUGCAAGUCAGAAAUCUGAAAGACACACUCAUCUCGACUGCCUGCCACAUCUAGUGGAGAGAGGUGGGGGAGGGGGAGAGAGGGCAGGCACACCAGAGAGCCACCCUGAGUGGGCGUCAAGUCAGUAGCAAGCUGAUGUUUGCUGUGAGAAGGUGUGGGAGCCAGAAUCAGUCUUUCAUAAUUUCAUAGUAAGUUGUCAGAUGAUGCCCUUUUUCCUUGGGGUGCAGGGAGGGAGGAAGGAUGGUGUGUAUUUUAUCUUUGGAAGAGAAAAAUAAAUUGGAAUUAUUUCCUAGAAACUUGGAAAACUCCACUCAGUUCAUCUGGGAGAGAAUGCUCACUGUGACUUCGUGUCCCAUGUUACAAAAGAGCUGUGUAUAUAUGUACAUGUCCCCACGCAGCUAUUUGAUACUUGUAAUUUUAGAUUUCAGCUUAACAGAAGACAAUAUGAAAACUUCUGGUUUACAAAGUGUAAAAUCUUAUACAAGCCAAUGGAACCCUCUAUCUCCUACCUCACUGUACACUCGGCUGUCUGUCAUCAGUUUUGUGUACAUAACGUCAAAUUUUUUGCUUUAAAUGUAACUGUAAAUAUUUGCUUUUGGAAAGUUACUUACCAUUUUAUGAUAAAAUGCAGUUCUCUCCUCAAUUUUAAGAUUUUUUAAGACACUUGGCUUAGUCUCCCUGCCUAUGAACAGCUUAGCAUUAAGAGUUAAUUUUUAUGCUGUUUGGUAAUUGGCCAAGUGUAGUAUUUCUUAAGAUUUAGCAUUACUUUUAACAGCCAGCAUAUAAUACAAGUAACUACACUACCUCAUACCUAUGUGAUUUUCAAGUUGUAUUAGAUGGACAGGAAAGAUUUUACCUAUGUCUUUUGGCCAUAAGGUGGGUUAGUUUUCUGUAUAUUGCAUAGCAUUACACGUUUAUGCCUAUUUUAACUUUUUUUCUAAGAAAGUUUGUUUCAAGGCAAUAUUUUUUGGGGGGGAAUGCCGAAGACAAGUGAUAGGAUCAUAUGUGCACAACGUAUGCCUUUUCCUUCAUGCAGAGUUUUGACAAUGUUUCUAGUUUGUGUUUUGCAUAUUCACACAAUCAUGGCUCCUUGUUGUAUGAUCUGGCCUUCUCAAUGCCUGGUGAUUUUUUUAAGUUGUCAUAUCUGACUCAAUACAAUAAUGUCAUCUUAAAUUUUUGCCCCUUAUUUGAAUACUAUAGCUACAAGCAAAUACUUCGUUAAAUUGUUAUAUUUGGAAUAAAUAUGGGUAUAGCAUUGGUUGUCCAUCUGCAAGCUCUGUAACAAUUUACUGUAGCUUGAUGCCUAGCCAGUUUUAAGUUAGGAAUUCAACACUUGUGAUACAGGGGAUGGUGGAGGUGGUGUGAGGACACUCAGCCACAUUGACAACUUGGAAAAAAGAGAGGCGAACAGCGAUGUUACAGUGAAUUCUCAGGUGACCCUUCCAGUUACAAAAACAUCUAUUUUGAAUUUGUAAAUAUUUUAACUGUUUUGUUAGGCAUGUACUAAGCUAUUCUUCGACACCUGUUGGGUAGAAUGAAAAUUUAAAGCCAUAAUGGUAAAAGAUGGCAUACUGAUUGUAAAAUAAGCAAGUAAUAAUAUUGAUGUUUUGUAUCUUUCAUAAUGUAAUUUUUCUAACUGCAAUAAAACCACUGAACUUCUAUAUCCAUGUCCUAUUAAGCCCAUGUUUCAUUAGAAGUACACUUUAUAAUAUUUAAUUUACAUUUGCUUCCUAAUAUGCUUGUCUAAAUGUGUUGAAAUAUAAGUGUUAGACGCUGACAGUAGACUGACAGUGGAAUAAAGUUCCUAACCCUGCUUUUAA